AUGGUAGGAGGCAAGUUGGGAAGAAAACCAUCCUCUUCAUCAAAAGGAGCCAGAUCGGAAGAUGGUAAAUCAGAAUCACAAGCCGGUACAAGUACCUUAUUGAAAAAGUAUGGUGUAUGUGAAAAAGCAGCGAUUGGAAAAGGUGCUACGGCUGUGGUUCGAUUGGCACAUAAAUGGGAUAGAGGAACUGAUAAGCUUUAUGCGGUUAAAGAGUUUCGUAAACGUAGAAAGAAUGAAAGUGAAAAGGAAUAUGUUAAGAAAUUGACGAGCGAGUUUUGUAUCUCUUCUACUCUUCAUCAUGAAAACAUAGUAGAGACUGUUGAUUUAGUACAAGAUGAAAAUCAACAUUGGUGUGAAGUGAUGGAAUAUUGUCCAGGAGGAGAUUUAUAUGCAGCUAUCAAAAGAGGAUCGAUGAACCAAUUAGAGAUUCAUUCAUACUUUAAACAAAUCUUAUUAGGUGUAGAUUAUUUACAUCGAAUGGGAGUGGCUCAUCGGGAUAUCAAACCGGAGAAUUUGUUGUUGGAUGGAAAGGGGAAGAUCAAGAUUACUGAUUUUGGGGUUUCGGAUGUCUUUAGAAUGUGUUGGGAAAAAUCGACUCAUCUUAGUAAAGGUCUUUGUGGUUCUGAACCUUAUUUACCCAAAGAAAUGUUUGAAAGAAAAGAAUAUGAUGCAAGAUUAGUAGACGUUUGGGCAUGUGGAAUAGUUUAUUACUGUUGUUGUAUGCAAGAAUUACCAUGGAGAGUAGCCAAGAAGAAUGAUCCAAGUUUUCAAAUUUAUUUACAAGCAUUCGAAUCAGGUACAAACUCACCACCACCGAUUUCGAAUUUGAUUAAAGAAUCUAGAUUGAUUAUUAAAAAGAUUUGGUCACCUGAACCGGAACAUCGGGUUUAUAUUGAGGAAGUCUUGAAGGAUUCUUGGGUCGCUUCUUUGGAGGUCUUAUAG
Molecule: messenger RNA, 942 nt
Organism: Melampsora larici-populina 98AG31
Lineage: Eukaryota; Fungi; Basidiomycota; Pucciniomycetes; Pucciniales; Melampsoraceae
Exons: 3
Coding region: 1-942 (313 amino acids)
Biological process (GO): protein phosphorylation; intracellular signal transduction; intracellular monoatomic cation homeostasis
Molecular function (GO): protein serine/threonine kinase activity; ATP binding
Source: RefSeq, a predicted model, not a curated record